Molecule: messenger RNA, 678 nt
Organism: Dichotomopilus funicola
Lineage: Eukaryota; Fungi; Ascomycota; Sordariomycetes; Sordariales; Chaetomiaceae
Product: transmembrane adaptor Erv26
Exons: 3
Coding region: 1-678 (225 amino acids)
Biological process (GO): endoplasmic reticulum to Golgi vesicle-mediated transport
Cellular component (GO): COPII-coated ER to Golgi transport vesicle; Golgi membrane; endoplasmic reticulum membrane
Molecular function (GO): COPII receptor activity
Source: RefSeq, a predicted model, not a curated record
AUGUGGAUUCUGCCAUUAGUGGGUUAUGUGGGCUCCGUCGUGGGCUUCUGCUUCAUGACACUGGCCAUCGCGUCCGGGCUCUACUACCUUUCCGAGAUUGUCGAAGAACACACCGUGAUCGCUAAGCGGGUCCUGACGAAACUCAUCUACUCGAUUAUGGUCCUGCAACUGUUCCUUUGCGUCGUCGACCGUUUCCCCUUCCUACCGACGGCACUGGGCAUCUUCUCCCACUUCAUCUACCUCGGAAACAUGCGGCGAUUUCCCUUUGUCAAGCUCUCAGAUCCUCUGUUUUUGACUUCUUGUGUUCUCGUUCUGAUCAACCACUACGUUUGGUUCAGGCACUUCUCCCACUACCAAGAACGCGCCUACCAGAACAUGACCUCGUAUUACGACACACCUGACGAUGUCCCCACAUUCACCGAGAUCGCGUCCUAUUUCGGCCUAUGUGUCUGGUUGGUUCCAUUCUCGUUGUUUGUCAGCCUCUCGGCGAGUGACAACAUCUUACCCACAAUGGGUAGCGAGCCAUCAUCCUCUGCCAGGCCAUCAGGGAUGACCGGCUCCGCAGCUGCGGGGAGGCGCAAUCAGGGCAUGGCUAAAGCGCUGGUGGAUAACAUCCGUGGGGCUAUAGGGGAGGGGAGUGCGUUAUUUGGGUGGAAGAAGCCUGAAGACCGGUUGUAA